This is a messenger RNA of Meloidogyne enterolobii, 312 nucleotides long. NCBI's taxonomy places the organism in Eukaryota, Metazoa, Nematoda, Chromadorea, Rhabditida, Meloidogynidae. The record is from the annotation of a GenBank genome assembly.
AUGCAAGGUAAAUUGGCAGAUAUGUAUGUUAGAUUAAAUGCUUGUCGAGCUUAUUUAUAUACAAUAGCCAGAAAUGCUACUGAUAAAACAUUGACGGCUAAGGACUCUGCUGGGGUAAUUUUAUAUUUGGCAGAAAAUGCAACCCAAACAUGUUUGGAUGCAAUUCAAGUUUUGGGGGGUAAUGGAUAUAUUAAUGAUUAUUCAACUGGGAGAUUACUCAGAGAUGCAAAAUUGUAUGAAAUUGGGGCUGGGACUUCGGAAGUUAGAAGAUUAGUUAUUGGGAGAACUUUAAAUAAAGAAUAUAUUAAAUGA